AUGUUUCGACAGAUGAACGACGACGCGGAGAUGACUACAGAAUCCGCAUCGUUCUCAGCCGAGUUCUUUGGUCCCGAUCUCCUGGAGACCUAUGAAUGGCCUAUCCUUGCCGAAGCAAUGGACUCGUCUUCUCCUGUUGAUCUCAGUCCGCUCGAGGACUUCAUCGCUCAAGAGAACGCAAAGUGUCUUUUCGGCACCGCUGAAAACCUGUCCGCUUGUGAGCCCGCAGUUUUUCAAGACUCGGUGGAAGCUCAUGAUUCGGAUGCCGCAUGUCACUCCGAGGUCGCCAUCACCCAGGAAGACAUCGAUUAUCUUUUCGACGUCACUAAACACCAAGCCGCUUGUGGGAGCGCAGUUUCUCAAGAUCUGACAAACGUCUAUGAUCAAGUUCCUUCAAGUCACUCUCAGGUCCUCACACAACAGGGCACGGAAGAGAUUGACGCCGUUGUUGGUGGCACUGAGCCCGAGUCCCAUUUUGAUCUUGCCCUUUCUCAAGAUGCUGUGGUAGAACAUGAUUCGGUUCCUUCAAGCUACUCACCAGUUCUCACCCAAGAGCGCAUGGGUGAGAAUGAAGAUCUUUUCGGAAGUCCUGAGCCCGAGUCUCAAGAUCCAGCAGAAGCUGCUGGUGCGGUUCCUUCAUCCACCGCUCAAAGUGACAGUGCUGGCAGUGGAAAUGGGAUCACUGCACCAUCCAAAGAAAAGCCUGCUUUCCCGCUCGCUCUUCCUCAGCCGCAGCCAUCUCCUGCGUCUGCGUCAGCCACUACUCAAAGUGCGAAAGCGUAUUCAUCCAAAAAAGACAAGUCUCACAGGCUCGUUCUGCCUCAGCCUGCUCCAGCUUCUUCAAGCACCCCGCAGAAUGGGAACAUUGCAACUGCACCACCCAAGAGUCAAGCCAAGCCUGCUGUUACCCUUGCGCUGCCUCAGCCUCCUGCGAAUUCUUCAAAUACCACGCAGAAUGGGAGCACCGCAAGCGCAUCAUCCAAGAACAACGCCAAGUCGCAGCCCCAGCCAUCUCCUGCAGUUCCUUCGUCCACCACUCAGAGGCGAAAGGCUGCACCCAAGAAGAAAUCCACGGCUGCUGCCACUCAGUCUCCCCUUCAAGCACAGCCGGACGUGCAGGUGCAGCCUUCUGCUCAGAUUGACUUGACUUCCUCUGAUACCCACCAGACUGGCAAUGGGGCAGCGGUUAGCAACCCCCAGACAGGCAGCUUCCAAGCUGUUAUGCCUCAAAUGUCUGCAGCUGCUGGCAUGAGUAAUGCUUCUGGAUCUGUCCCUCAGAGCUAUGGACAUGGACACUUCCCCACAGGCUGUGGCACAUCAUCCGAGUUCUGUGAAGACCAUGAGAUGGAGAGCAACGCAGCGGUAGCAAAACCACAAGCCUCCAACCCUGGGCCUGUCACUACAUCUGGUCUCCCAACACAGGCUUUGUUUGGCUCUUCCGUCUCCUCUCUUCCAGGACAAGGCCCUGUUGGUUCUUCUGCCACUUCGGCCCAGACGCCACCAUUCGCAAACGGUGUUGGUUAUCCCUUCAUGAUGCCAGGACAGUUCCCAAUCAUGGGCAUGGGUCCCGGCCAGCAGCCCAACUUCAUGGGCAUGCCUCAUCCAGCUCACCUUGCCAACAACUUCAUGGCUGGUCAAUUCAAUAUGAGCCCUGCUGCCACUGGUGGAACUUUUUCAGGCUUCCAAGCCCCUAUGGCUUACCCAAACAACGGAGUGCCAUCUAUGGCACCUCAGCAAGGUUUUCACCCUGUUCAGAACGGACAGACUUUUGCCAACGCUACAGCCUUCCAAGGUGUGCCUCCCAACACUACCUUGUCCGCUGAGACUGGAAGCACCGAGGCCAGCAAUGCCAAGGCUACCAAGACAACCAAAGCCUCCAAGACAGCUCCCGCAAAGGCCCAGAAAGCCCAAGCCCCAAAGCCGCGAAAGGCUCCAGCAAAGAAGGCUGCACCUGUCCAGCCUACACCUGUCCAAAACGUUCCUGUCGUGACUCAGGAAGCAACAUCAACAUCAUCAACAGGGAUGGUUGCAUGGAAAUCCCAGCUUCCUGCCCCCAACCCUUGGCAGCCACUCAAUCCUGAUCAGAUUAUGAUGAUCACUGGCGUCCACCCCCUCCACCUACCCGCAGACAUGGAAUUCGUUUCCAAGCUGCCCGAGGUUCCCGGGAGCGCUAUCAGGCACAAUGACAUGACAAAUCUGACCGCUCAAGAGCGUGAGCUUGUCAUCCACACUGCUGCGCGUAACAUCUUCUACGCUGGAGUUGAAGCAGGAGUUGAGCGCGCGAUUCAGCAAAUGGUCAAUGACAUGGACUCCAAUGGUGAGGCGCUUGGUCUUGCCCCUGCAGACCUUCCUCCCCAAGGACCCUUCCGCACAAAGUUCCUUGACACACUCGAGACCAAGAUGAAGAAAGCCGCCAAGAAAUGGGCUGCCCUCACAUAUGAGGAGGCCGAUCAUCUGAUCAAACCGGUUCAGGCCCUCUAG
Messenger RNA from Clonostachys rhizophaga, 2481 nucleotides. Lineage: Eukaryota; Fungi; Ascomycota; Sordariomycetes; Hypocreales; Bionectriaceae. The record is from the annotation of a GenBank genome assembly.